AUGUCCAUUCCGUUGGAAAAUCUACGGACGGCAUAUGCAGAGCUGUGUCAGACAGUGACCACGGCAAUUCAGACACAGUCAGGAAAUGUUGCUGCUCUGGAUUGCUGCAAACAGUUGUGUCUCCGAUUUCUAGGAGAAAUACAACAAGUGUCUACAGCAUUGGAUGUGGAGACUCGAGUCUCAAUUCAAACGAGUAUCGAUCUAAUGAUCAGCACACUUGAAGACGCUGCCUUAACAUCCAACGACGUACCAGAUAUUGCACCCCAGUCACUUGGAACCCGCAGUAGUGGUGGUCGACGGGGAAGGCCAGCAGUUGAGAUUGACCGAGAAGUUUUGGCGACCAUCUCUUCUGGUAGACGAACUCGACAAGAAGUGGCGGACAUGUUCCAUUGUAGUGCUCGCACAAUCCGCCGGUUGCUGGUCUCGUAUGGGCUCUCUGAGCCUGGCCCACCAGUAUACUCCGAUGUUGUGGAUCUUGACGGUACCAUCAGACGUGUUUACAGUGCAGGGAAGAGUAGUGAUCUUUCCCAGCUUACUGAUGAAGAACUCGAUGGAAUCAUGCUGCAAAUCUACAACCAAUUCCCAACCUUUGGACGGCGCAUGAUUGAUGGCUACUUGAUGCAACUUGGCAAACGUGUACCUCGUCAAAGAAUUUUGGACUCCUACAACAGAGUUAUUGGUCCUCCACAAGGUGUCUUUGCUCCACAACGACUUCACCGAAGAGCAUAUUCAGUGCCAGGACCCAACUCGCUCUGGCAUCAUGAUGGCCAGCACGGUGAGAAAUGCCAGAUGAUCAGCACAUCAUAUUUGAUUGAGUACAAUAUGGCAGGUCUCAUUCAGUGGAAAUUCGUCAUUCAUGGAUUUGUUGACGGUUUCUCUCGCUUUGUGGUUGGCAUCCGAGUUCACACAAAUAAUGAAGCCUCAAGUGUGGCGGAUUUGUUUGAAGAUAUUGUUGAGACAUUUGGAUACCCAAGUCGUGUCCGUGGUGAUCAUGGUUUGGAGAAUUUAUUUGUGGCGGCAAUAAUGGAGGAGGUGAGAGGCUUGGGAAGAGGUUCAUAUAUAUGGGGAAAAAGUGUCCACAACAUACGCAUCGAGCGUUUGUGGGUGGAUGUCACUCGUGGAUUUGGAAAGAAAUGGAAGGACUUUUUCCAUCAUCUUGAAAUCCACGAUGGACUUGACCACAACAAUAACGCUCACAUUUGGCUUCUACAUUACUUAUUCCUCUCGGCACUCAACCAUGAUGCUGCUAUGUGGGCAGAAGCAUGGAACAAUCACAGCUUAUCACUUCGAGGACAACCGAAUCGCACGCCAAGGGAGUUGUACACAGAGGGAAUGCUUACACGAGGAGUGCGUGGCUUGGUACCAGCAAGCUCAGGCGAGGUGGGGCCUCUAGAUCAGGAGGAAGAAGAGGUGGUUUCAACAGAUGAAGAAUAUGCAGCCUAUGGUGUUGACUGGGAUGACAUCUCGAACGAACGACUUCGUGAACAUCACAACACCCACAAUUCUGACCACCAUGGAACAUCAAACCCAUUUGUCUCUGAUCUACCAGAUCAUAUGCCUCACGUCAAAGUGACCGAUGCAAGAUGCCCAUUUUCUGAAGAUCAACUUGAAGCACUGAACACCUUUGUUCAAAACUUGCCAAUGAUCAAUGUUGCUGACAUGAACUCCAGGAGGCUCGUUUGGAUUACCACACUCGAGUGGGCUGAGUCCCUCAAUUUCAGUGAGGCUCAUGAUUAG
Messenger RNA from Pleurotus ostreatus (oyster mushroom), 1737 nucleotides. RefSeq lists its product as uncharacterized. Gene Ontology annotation, molecular function: nucleic acid binding. The transcript is spliced from 3 exons. The record is from RefSeq and is a predicted model, not a curated record. Gene Ontology annotation, biological process: DNA integration. Bases 1 to 1737 code for a protein of 578 amino acids. NCBI's taxonomy places the organism in Eukaryota, Fungi, Basidiomycota, Agaricomycetes, Agaricales, Pleurotaceae.